Ipomoea nil (Japanese morning glory) is the source of this 2158-nucleotide messenger RNA. RefSeq names its product nuclear inhibitor of protein phosphatase 1. Bases 37 to 1554 code for a protein of 505 amino acids. The record is from RefSeq and is a predicted model, not a curated record. Lineage: Eukaryota; Viridiplantae; Streptophyta; Magnoliopsida; Solanales; Convolvulaceae. The transcript is spliced from 3 exons. Gene Ontology annotation, molecular function: mRNA binding; protein binding.
UUGGUCGGUCAUUCAUAUUACCUACACAAUGGCACAAUGGUACAACCUCUCUCUCUUUACCCCUCGUCUCUUUCUAUUCAAUACAAUCGAUUUGCAUACGAGCUUCAACUGCAGAUAAACCCUAAUCAGAGAAUAGAACCCGAAAUAAGGAGAAAAGAGCUUCAAUCUUCGUUCAAAAGGUUUUGUUUGUGUGCUGAUGAUGUAAAUGCAAUAAAGAGGAGGCAUUGCGUCAAGUUCCUAACGUCCUGGGCAGCCUGCAGAAUUUGUUCCAAAAAGACAACCAAAAUAAUGUAUGGAAGAACAGGUCUUGAUCGCUUUAAGAAAGCUCAAACUUUAGAACCAUUCUCAGUAGGUGCAAAUUCAGCUUCUAAGACAAACAUACAGCCAGCUACAAAAGCAGCCAUUCAACCUUUGACGACCCAUCCUACAUCCCAAAUAUCAUACCAGCAAACUCAGUACACAAAUCUACAUCCCUCUUCCCAGAAACCAGUGGAGACAAAUGUGCUUCCUGUGGUGCCAACUCAACAAGUGACUCAAGUUGGGGGAGGCCAAUCAACAUGGCAGCCACCUGAUUGGGCUAUUGAGCCCCGACCAGGGGUUUAUUAUCUUGAAGUCAUCAAGGAUGGUGAAGUACUUGAUCGCAUUAAUUUGGAUAAGCGUAGGCACAUCUUUGGACGCCAGUUUCAUGCUUGUGAUUUUGUUCUUGAUCAUCAGUCUGUCUCACGCCAACAUGCUGCUGUUGUUCCACACAAAAACGGAAGCAUAUAUGUAAUUGAUCUGGGAUCUGCACAUGGCACAUUUGUUGCAAAUGAGAGACUGACGAAGGAUUCCCCUGUGGAACUUGAGGCUGGACAGUCUUUGAAGUUUGCUGCAUCAACAAGGACCUAUAUCCUGAGAAAGAACAAUGCCGCUCUCUUUCCUCCACCACAACCUGCAGAAAUUAAUCUGCCCCCACCUCCCGAUCCAACAGAUGAGGAAGCUGUUUUGGCUUAUAACACAUAUCUAAAUCGUUUUGGGCUUACGAAACCAGGUACAGGGUCUAAAUUUUCAAAGUCAAGUAUGGGGGCAGAUGACAAUUCCAUCUCUGAAAGAGCUGCUAAGAGAGUUAGGAGAACUAGAGUGGCAUUUAGAGAUCAGGUUGGAGGAGAUCUGGUUGAAGUAGUUGGAAUCUCAGAUGGAGCAGAUGUGGAAACAGAACCAGGGCCGGUUGGAGUGAUAGAAGGAAGUCUAGUUGGAAAGUAUGAAUCCCUUGUACAAAUUACUGUUAUUCCCAAAGGGAGGGAGCAGUCCCCUGCGAAGGAUUCCACUGUUUCACAAACAGGUGUCACUGAAAAACUUAAACAAGUAUUGGACAAGGUUAAAAAUCCUCCAAAAGGUGGAAUAUAUGACGAUAUUUAUGGAGAAUCAGUUUCUGGUAAAGUCGGUUCCUCUUGGGCUUUUUCCACUAAUGAUCAAGCCCCCUCAACCAAUGAUCCAAAUGCAGAAUCUCCUGCUUCUUUGCCUAUAAGUAAGUCUAGCAAUGACGAUGAUGAUACGGAUGAUUUAUUUGGCUAGGCAUAUGCUUUCCUUGGUUGCAAGUGUUGAUCAGUACUCCACAAGUGAAUGGCAUGCAUUUCUUGGAAAACAUGCCAGGUAAAUGGAAAUUUUGUUGUACUUCAUCAUAUUAUUCUUUCCCUCGCUGUGCAUUGGAGGAUUUGAACUAUAACCAUCUGUCUGUCAAAAUGAAAUGGGAAAAGAUGUCUGUUAAUGUUUGUUCUCUAUUCUUAACUGAUUGAGCAUUUUAAAAGGCUACAUCAAAUUGUGGUAAAGAUCAUUUGCAAAGAUCCACUUCCAGUUGUCAGGAACAAUUGUUUGAUAGAAGUGGCUACAAUCACCAGAACAAGAAGCAGCGCUGUCUUUUCCCUGUUAGUUUUGUUCAGAAGGCACAAAGGUAAUUUGUUCCGGAUGAUAAAAUCCUUUAUGGUACAAAGAAUGGAAGAAAAGAUAACUUUGAUGUGUAUCAACAUGAUUACAUUAACUUUGCUUGCUUCUUUGCCUCUUUUUCUAACAUUUGUGAUGUGUGGAUAUGUUGUAGCCAAUGUCCAUUUUGCUGAAAAUUGCCUUUGUUGUUCACUUACAUGUCAAUUUGAUGUAUUGAUUCCAUAACUUGUGAGGUUAA